Messenger RNA from Astyanax mexicanus (Mexican tetra), 3764 nucleotides. It is a transcript of the gene pcdh8.1, whose product is annotated as protocadherin 8. Gene Ontology annotation, molecular function: calcium ion binding. Bases 91 to 2985 code for a protein of 964 amino acids. Gene Ontology annotation, biological process: homophilic cell-cell adhesion. The record is from RefSeq and is a predicted model, not a curated record. Lineage: Eukaryota; Metazoa; Chordata; Actinopteri; Characiformes; Acestrorhamphidae. Gene Ontology annotation, cellular component: plasma membrane. The transcript is spliced from 4 exons.
CUCAGUGUGAGCCAGCUGACCAGACCAGGCUGGAGUUGAGUCUCCAGCACACUCCACAGUCUCUCUGCAGCUUCGUGAACUUUAGGAAUCAUGGGAAUUUGGAGGUUUUGGAGGAUUUGGAUUUGGAGAUGCUCUCUGCUGUUGGCCUGCGAAGUUCUGGUGGUUUUCUGCACCACAGCCAAGUACAGCACGUUUGAGGAGGAUGCUCCAGGCACAGAGAUUGGGAAUCUCUCACAAGACCUGAAGCUGGACCCUGGAGAAGAUCCGGAGACGACGUUCCGGUUUAUGCAGAAAACCAACGGUUCUGUAAUCGAAAUGAGGCCGACGGACGGGCUGCUGACGGUGGGGGAGGUCAUAGAUAGAGAGCGGUUGUGCCUCAGAACCUCGCCUUGCCUCAUUUCCUUCGACGUUGUGGCUUUCUCCAAGGAGAAGUUUCAGCUUGUUCACGUGGAGAUCGAGGUGAAGGAUGUUAACGAUUACGCUCCUCGAUUUCCUCGCAACGAGACGCAUGUGGAAGUCUUGGAAAGUGCAGCGUUGGGUACAAGAAUCCUGCUGGACGUGGCUGUGGACCAGGAUGUUGGGGAAAACUACAUUCAGAGCUACCACAUCUCACACUCCAGUCACUUCAUUGUUGAAACAAGUACUAGAGAAGAUGGUGUGAGGUACGCUGAGCUGGUGCUGGUGAAGAAGCUGGAUCGUGAGCUGGAUGAUAGCUAUAUCUUAGACGUUACAGCUGUGGAUGGUGGAACACCAAACAAGUUGGGUUCCAUGAUCAUUUACGUUAAAGUGUUUGACUGCAACGACAACAGCCCGACGUUUGAGCACAGCUCUCUGAAAGUGGAGUUGAGUGAGGAUUCUGCGGUUGGUGUCCGAGUCCUUAAAGUCCACGCCUUCGAUCCGGAUGAUGGCUUGAAUGGUCAGGUGGUCUACAGGUUUGCAAGCGGUCCUGCUUCAGAGGCAUCGAGGAUUUUCCACAUUGACUCUGCCUCAGGUGAGGUGACUCUUAAGGAAAACGUGGACUAUGAAAAGCGUAGAUCCUACGAGCUUCAAAUCGAGGCUUCAGACCUCGGCGAAAACUCAGCUUCAUCCACCUGUAGGGUGGUGAUAGAUGUUGUAGACAUUAACGACAACGCUCCAGAGAUUUCUAUUAAGCCCAUGACCUCCACAAGCGAUGGCGUGGCCUACAUCACAGAGGCAGCAGCUCAGGAAAGCUUUGUGGCUCUCAUCAGCACCACGGAUCUUGACUCGGGAUCUAACGGCUACGUCCGCACCAGCUUGCAAGGUCACCAGCACUUUAGGCUUCAGCAGGCUUAUGGAGACACUUUCAUGAUCGUGACCACUGCAGCCUUGGACAGGGAGCAGAACUCAGAAUACAAUCUUACGAUAGUUGCUGAGGACUUGGGUUCACCGCCCUUUAAAACGGUUAAACAUUACACCAUUCGGAUAAGCGAUGAAAAUGACAACGCUCCUCAAUUUAGUCAGGCAGUUUAUGAGGUUUCAGUCCUGGAAAACAACAUCCCUGGGUCAUUUCUGGCGGCAGUGUUGGCACUUGAUUUGGACGUUGGGAAAAACGCAAAAGUAGAGUACAGUCUUGUUGAUGGACAGACCAUUAAUGACUCGCCUUUGUCAACUUUUGUCUCGAUAGACCCACUUUCAGGGUCUUUGUACAGCUUGAGAUCCUUCGAUUUUGAAUCUCUCAACAAGAUCCAGUUCUCAGUUCAAGCUAAAGACAGAGGUUCUCCAUCUUUGUCCAGCUCAGCUUUGGUCCGAGUCAAAGUGGUGGAUGAAAAUGAUAACUUCCCUUACUUUACCUACCCGGAGUUCAAAAAUGAGUCAGCUGAUGUCCCUCUACCAUGCUCUGCUCCUACUGGGUUCCUUGCCCUGAGGGUCGCCGCCACAGAUGAGGACGACGGCGCCAAUGGUGAGGUCAGUUUCCGCAUCAUAGACAUAGAAGGUGGUGAUAAGAAAUUUUUCUCAAUUGACAAAAAGACCGGAGCGAUUGUUCUUAAACAGAAGGUCACGUCAGCCUGUGGCGAUAUGCUACAAAUCAAAGUUUCAGUAUCUGAUAAUGGAAAAGCUUCUCUCUCCAGCGUCGCCACCAUCAGAUUCAUUAUCACAGAUACAGACUCCUCAGAAGACCAGAUGCUCGUCUUGCUAAAAUCGAAAGAUGAGGAUCUUCUGGAUUUUAAUGCAUGGACCGUGGUAUUCCUCACCCUUGCUGGAGGUUGUGCUCUGCUGCUGGUAGCGUUCGCGGUCGUUACAGUAGUUAGUAAACUGUGCCGGAGGAAAGAUCACCGGAGAAGAGCCGCCUGUGGCCUGUACGGAUCGACCCCCUUUUCCAUAAACUCUGCAGCGAAUGCAGGAGCGUACAGCGGAACAAGAGUUUUCCUCAACAACGAGCGAGACCUGGCACGGGAAUGCCUUUAUGAGGACAAGACCAUGGGCUCUGAGGAGAAGCUCUUCCUGCCCUGCAAACCUUUUGAGCAGACAAAUCUAUGGCAAGAUGAGAAGUACUGUCUGCAGAAGAGUGUCACCAGCAACACCGACCAGCUGAGCAUGAAGGACAGCGGCAAAGGGGACAGCGAUUUCAACGACAGUGAUUCAGACGUCAGCGGAGAGGGGCUUAGAAGAAACCUGACCACUUUCCAGCCGUGGGCUAAAGGUUCCUUUGUGGCGCAGGAUUCCCUGGUGGCCGACUGGCAGGGGAGAUACGGGGGUUCAUCUUCUGGGGACGUCUACACAAUAGGCUUCUCCCAGUCGCUGCUUCAUAAUAGCACUCAUGCUAAUCCCCAUUCCUGGAAAGAAGCCUGCUACGGCGCUAACACGCUAAACGCUAGGAACUCGGCCGUGCCGUAUUUGAGAACGGAAACUUUGCCAUCUUAUUCGGCUCAUCAGGCGGCGGCUGCUGCCGUCAACCAUCGUCUCGAACCCGGUCCAGAUGAAUUAGCCGUCUCAGCCGGGUCAGAAAUAGCGACCACUUUUUAAUUAAGAGUGAAGGUUAGCCUUAUUUAACAUGAAGCAAAAAUGAGGUUUUUAAUAGGAAAGCACAUAACCCACUAAUCUGUGUAGAUCUCAGGUAACUGAAGGAUCUUCUGCAAUGUUCCUUCUGGAAACACUACUUAAUCUUGUAAUAGAUCUUCUGAGCAGCUGACUUACACACUUAUACACGAUUUUGUGCUGUAGUUCUACAAACUUUUGGAUCACAUUAUUUAUACAGGAGUUUUUACCACCACAAACGUAUUUAUUUCAUUGCAAUUACAGUUGCAGUUCUUUGAUUCUUUGCAAAAUAAUCUAACCUAUUCCAUUGUAGCUCUGAGCUGUAUGUUUAGGGUCAUCGUCUUGCUGGAAGGCCCCAGUCUUUUGCAGACUCCAGCAGUUUUGCCCUGUAUUUGGCUCCAUCCAUCUUCCCAUCAACUUUAAAUAAUAAUGCACCACAAUUAAUUUUGUGAUGCCAGCCAUUGUAAUUCCUGUUUUUACACGGCCAUUAUUAUUCGUUUUUUGUAUUUUCUUUGUAGUUCUACCAACUUUAGGAUCAUGUUAUUUAUGUGAAUCAGGAAUGGCCUGAUUUUGUUUAUUGGAGAUGUGAAUAGUUUUGUAUAUUGAGCAUUUUAUAUUUUAUAUAUAUAUUGUAGAUGAUUGCUUUAGUUAUUUUUCUUGUAUGUCUUUUUAUGUAUUUUUAUGUUGUCGUGUUGACUGAAAUGAAGCUGAAAUGUUAAUUUAUACUGUGGUAAAAGCUCAAUAAACAGCUGAACCAGUGCGUUUAA